Messenger RNA from Lachancea lanzarotensis, 5382 nucleotides. RefSeq names its product LALA0S09e04566g1_1 (gene MLP2). Lineage: Eukaryota; Fungi; Ascomycota; Saccharomycetes; Saccharomycetales; Saccharomycetaceae. The transcript has a single exon. Gene Ontology annotation, molecular function: structural constituent of nuclear pore. The record is from RefSeq and is a predicted model, not a curated record. Gene Ontology annotation, cellular component: nuclear pore. Gene Ontology annotation, biological process: mRNA export from nucleus; protein import into nucleus. Bases 1 to 5382 code for a protein of 1793 amino acids.
AUGACCACCGCAUUAGGAGAAUCACCAAUUGGUCUCAACGAUACAGCAGAGUUCCUCGGGGUGGAUUCGGGGUCUUUAGAUGGAAUCGACCAAUCCUUGGCCGCUGCAAUUGCCGCCAAAGCACACGAGUUUCGGCAAUUGCAGGCGCAGAGUUUAGAAUCCAGUGUAGUGAUAGAUGAGCUCAGGUCGGCUUCGGGUCAAAAAUUGGAUGCCUGCAAUGCUAAAGUGCUCGAUCUUGAACGAGAAGUGCUGAAACUUCACACCGAAUCUACUGUUUUGGAAGAAACUCGACGUAAGUUCGAAUCGCAGUUUCAAGCCGCCGAAAUCAGUCUCGAAACGUCUCAAUUACAAGCCCAGUCUCUUUUGGAGCAAAAGCAGAUGCUCGAGAGUACCAAAAACGAUCUUGGCAAACUGCUGAACGAAAAGAUCCAAGACAAUUCGACGCUCCAGCACGAGACUGACAAGUUACUGACAGAAGCUCACGAACUUCGAGAUAAGAAUUUGGAGCUUGAAAAACUUGUGCGCAACGCCAAGUCGCGGGAACUGAGCAACAAAGGUGAAAUGCAGCAAAUGGUGCAGGAAUUGCAGCUUUCACAAUCUAAUAACUCGUGGCUCGAGUCCCAGCUCGCAGAAGUGACAACCAACUUCAACAAAUUUCGACAAAAAUCGCAACACGAAAUGGCACAGUUGCUCGAAAAGACCGAGACCAAUACCUCUGAAUUACAGAGUGCUCGUCAAAAUAUCAACACUUUGCGUGAACAUAACAGAAAUCUAACAGAACAACUUGACGCAAAGCUUGCUAUCAUUAAAAAUUUGACGGAUGGUUCCAAUAGCGACAAAUCAGAUUUCACUCGUGAGAUGGCCCUAAAACAGCAUCUUAUCGAAUUAUUGGAAAACCAGGUUAAGUCCUUAAAAGAUGAGCUCGAACGCAAAAAUUCGGCUGGACUGAUACAAUCUGACACUUCCGAUCUAAUCGAGGAGUUAUCUGAGUGUAGGACACAGUUGGCAGAGAAAGAUGUGGAAAUUGAAAAGCUUCAAAACGCAGUUCAGGACUUAUACAAUGAUAACGCUGAUGCCGAGGAAGUCAACGGCGGCAAAAACGGCCCAACGUUGUCUUCGAAUAAGAGCGUUUCUAUUCCCAAGCUGUACGGCGACAUAUCUGUGCUCAAGAAACAGUUGAUUCACGAAAAGCGCCUAAAGGAGCAUUUACAAAAUCAAGUGGAGUCGUUUGUGUUGGAACUCGAGAAUAAAGUCCCAAUGCUUAGCUCCUUCAAAGACCGCAACAGUAUGCUUGAAAAUGAAUUGCUUGAAACCAGUUACUUGUUGGAAUCAGUUUCUCGUGAUAGACGUGAACUUAUUGAUGACAUGCAUAGGUCUGAUUCUCGUGUGAGAGAUUACGAAGCUCAAAUAUCGGGACUGACAAAGCAACGUACAGAUUUAGCUCGUCAAGUUCAGUUUUUACUCAUUCAGGCGUCUGUGAGAAGUGACUCCAAGGGCCCUCUCACUGGAGAGGAAACCGCUUUCGUUCAAAAAAUUCUGGACUCCGAGAACCAGUAUUUGAAUCAUGAUACACAAACGGUCAUUUCACAACGAUUGGUCGUAUUCCAAGACAUUGUAGAACUCCAAACAAAAAACUCUGAGCUCUUAGUCACCGUUCGGAGCCUAGCUGAUAGAUUAGAAAAGGAAGAACGCGACGCUAAUAGUGAGAGAGACGUUGCCAAUAAGGCAGUAAUCGACGAUGCCAAAGAAGCAAUUACAAGACUUCAAGAGCAUGUACAGGAUUUGGAAUUGAAGAUCGAAAUCGUUUCCAAAGAACGGGACGCCUUGAGAACAAUUAGGCAUAGUGCCUCUUCUGAUGACGAGCCAUCGAACAAACAACUGUCAGAAACAAGCAAUGCUAAGAAACUCGAGCAAAUGGAAGAACAACUGCAGAUGGCUAGACGGGAAGCGGAAACUAAUGUGAACAUGUUAAACACACAGGUACAGGACCUACUAAAAACCAGAGCAGACUUACUUUUGAACAUGGAAAAAGAAAGGUCUUCUAGGAUACUGGCCGAAGAAAGGUUUGAGUUCGUAAACGAAUCUUUGAAGCUUGCUAAGCAUGAAAGUAAGGAGUUGGCAACAAAAUGCGAUAGACUGCAGGACACUGUAGUCAGGCAAGACACAAGGACCCAAGAAACAGUUACUGACAUUAUCAAUUGCAAAUCACAGAUUGCUCGUUUGACCUCAGAACUAAAAAACUCAACAGCUAAUUCCGAGCUGUUGCGUUCAUUUCAUGAAAAGGACAAAAAAGUCAAUGAACAAUUAAGUAUUGAAAAAAACGAGCUCUCUAUACUUGUCGCUCAGUUGCAAACCUUACAAAAAGAACGGGAAGCGUUGAUUCGUGGGACAGAAACUUCCUUCGAAGGAAAAAUCGAUCUGCUGAACCAGGAGAUCAGGCAACUUCGGUCUCAGCUGGCAUCCAAAACGCAAGAUCUUGAUGCAUAUGUUGCUGCUUCAGAGUCCAAGUCACAAUGGUACCAGAAGAAGAUCGACUCUCUGAGCGGUUUAUUGAGUGAAACAGCUGCAAAUUACAAUUCCCAAAUGGAUGCUCUGCGAAACUUGAAAACUCAGAAUGACUCAUUAAAGCAGGAAGCUCAGGCUGUUGUCACGUCACAACCUAUUGGUACCCCAAUAGGGGAGCAACUAGAUGGUGGACAGAGUGGAAUUUUAAAGACGGAAAUAGAGAAACUAAAACUCAACUUACAGGAAGCUUACUCGCAGGUCGACGAGUACAAAAAUAUUAACAUCUCCACAGAGGAAUGUCUUUCAAACGUAACUGAGGCAUUUGACCAACUAAAGGCAGAUCAUUCUAGCGAAAUUGUGAGCAUGAAGGAACAGGAAAGAGCUUUGACAGAAGAGGUCUCGGCACUAAAGGCUACACUUUCCAGUGUCACCACAGAACUCAGAGACGAGAGAGAGCGUUGGAAUUCUAAGAAUGAUGAUAUCACUAAUCGUAUGAGUGCUUUCAAAGCCAGUCAAGACUCGAUUGACGCUCUGAAAAAGCACUACGAAGAACAGUUGGAUCAGUUAGCCUCCGAUUUGAAGCAACAAAGUACAUUCACCAGCCAGGCUCAUCAAAAAUAUGAAGAAGAGCUACAACGGCAUGCAGAUGCUUCGAGGAGCCUGAACAAUCUAAGAGAGGAGUCUGAGAGCUUCAAGAACCAAUUGCAAGGUGUCAUCGCGACGAACAAAGAUCUUCAGAAGACUCUAGAAGGAAGAGAAGCGGAAUGGGCAGCAAAGAAACAAGAUUAUGAAUCACAACUGGACGCCGUCAAUCUUCGCAUCGAGGAUCUAUUGACUCAGAACAGACUUCUAUUCAACCAGAUUGACAUCAAAUUCCUGGAGCAAGAGUCUAAAGCUAAUGCUGACAGUAGUAAUAGCGAUAACCAAGAAUUGAUAUUGAGCUUAAGAAGAGAAUGUGAUAUACUCAGGGCAAAGCUCGAAAUGGCAGAUGGUGAGAAGAAAACGCUACAGCGCAAAGUACAAACUUCGGAAAGUGAGCUCCUCGCAGCCCGGGAAGAACUGAAUAAUUAUCAAUCUAGUGCAGUUCGGCAAUCAAUAAUGGUUCAGGAGCACGAUAAAGUUUUGGAGGAACUGAAUCAGCUGAAUUUGUUGCGAGAAAGCAAUGUGACUCUGAGAAACACCUUGCAGAGCACUACCCAGCGUAACAAUGAACUCGAAAAGAAGGUAGAAGAUAUGCAAGCUUCGAUAGGGCCAAUUGAUAAUGAGAUUUCUGCCUUGAAACAUUCCAUUAACGCAAAAGACAAACAAAUUGAAUUAAUGUCUGAAGAAGUUGAACGUUGGAAAAAAAGAACUCAGGAUAUUUUACACACUUACGAACGAGUGGAUCCCGAAGAACAUAAGAAGCUUAUUGAAGAACUCGCACAGACCAAAGCUGAACUGGCCUCUAAAAACGAACUUAACACUGAAGUGGAAGGCAGGUUUCAAAGGUUGAAAAAACAAGCACGUGAGAGACUUGAUGCUGCAAAGUCUCUUCAGGCAACUCUGACCGCGGACGUCAAUGCGCUUAGAGGUGAAAAGCAAGAACUGGAGGCUGCUUUAGAAAGAGAAAGAGUAGCGGUGCAAGCACUGAACGAGAAGGUUACGACCUUCGAAGAAAGAGAAUCAGUUCAGAGCACAUCAGAAAGCGAGGUGCAAAAUCUACAUCAGAAAUUAACCGAAGCAGAGGCGAAACUUGAAGAGGUGCAAAAGAACUCUGUUGAAAGCAUUGAUGAUAGCAAAUUUCGUUUGGAGCAAGCGCAACUGAACCAACGGAUCCAGGAACUAGAAUCUUUGCUUGAAAAUGCUCAGAAAGAGGUAGCACAGCUGGAAGAAUUAAAGGCUUCCAGUAGGGAUCACUCGGAUGAAGUUGAAAGGAUCAGGAACGAAUUGACCAGUCAGAGUGAAAAACUCAUUCUUGAAAAGGAAGCUGAAAUCAGAAAUGAAUUUGAAAAAAUGCAUGCAGAGCAGCUAAGACUUUUUGAGGGUAAGAUCCAAGAAAGUUCAAAACAAGAAGUUGCAGACAUUGAUGCUUUGCGGAAAGAAUGGGAGGUUGAUCACGAACAACAAACCCAGAAAAGGAUAGACGAAGCGAAUGAACUCUUGAGAAAACGCAUUCGUUUGCCUACGGAGGAAAGAAUAAACAAGAUUAUAGAGAGCAGAAAAGCUGAACUGGAACUCGGUUUCGAAAAAAGAGUCCAGGAACGAGCAUCAGAGCUUUCUACACAGAGCGAGAAAACUGGCGAAAAUGUCGAUUUGGCACAAAUUGCAGAAAGGCAUCAAAUAGAGCUCGAAAGCAUGAAAGCCACAUUGAAGAAGCAGAUGGAAGAAGAAAUGUCACAGCUCAGACAAAAAGCAUUCAAUGAGGGUCAGCAGAAGGCCAAUAUGAAGUCCACGCUUCUAGAACGGAAAAUUGCGAAACUUGAGUCUCAAGUGAAAUCAGCAGGUGUGACAACAGCAAUUUCCAGUGCUCCACCCACUACAUCAGGAGGAGCUUCUUCCGUCGUGGACAAGCCAGCCCGCAUCAUAGAGGUUCCUCCUGCGGCAGAAACGCCUACACAAACUUCAAAAUCCGAAAGCGAACGCUCUUUGAUGCCUAUUCAGACUGCACCACUCAACACAUCUCCGGCACAUAGUAAUCAGAACGCUAUGAUUACUGAGGCAGCUGCCGCAUUUGGCCAACCCGAUGAAGCACCACUAUUAUUGAAAAAUUCAAAAGAAUCAAAAUCAGAUGAACCUGGCGUAGUUUCUGCACAAAGUCCAUCCAAAAGGCCAAGUGAAGAUAUUCAAUUGGAGGACAGUUCCAUUUCGAAGAAAAAUAAAACCGAGGGGGAAAUUUAA